AUACGGAAGUAAUAAAGAUAACUUUUUUUGUUUUUGUUUUUUCGGAAUCUAAAAGGUCUUAAAUUAAAUUUGCAUUGUGUGCUUGAAUACAUACCAAGGCUUUCCAUUACACUCCCUCACAGUCAUGCCGUUUUUUAAGCCGCAGACGAAAAGUCUCCCAGCGUCAGUGCUAAAGGACUUGAAAACGCAGAAGACUGGACUGCGCCACACAGUUUACAGUGUCUGUGGAAAUAAUUACACUGGAGAGUGGCUGGAGAACAAGAAGCAUGGUAAGGGAAUUCAAGUUUGGAAGAAAACUGGGGCCCUUUAUGAUGGAGAGUGGAAAUAUGGAAAACGUGACGGUUAUGGCACCUACAGCGUACAAGUCCCAGGAUCAAAGGAGUACACCAUGAAGUAUAGCGGCGAAUGGAAAAAUGGAAAGAAGCAUGGGUUUGGGAAAUACUUCUACAACAGCUCCACAAUCUAUGAAGGGGAGUGGAAUGAGGACCAACGCAGCGGCUUGGGAAGCAUGUACUAUGAAAAUGGAGACAUGUAUAAGGGAGAGUGGGUGAACGAUAAGGAACAUGGUCAAGGGAUCAUUCGAUUUUCCAAUGGAAACUGGUAUGAGGGCUCCUGGCGAGAUGGGAAGAAGAACGGUGAUGGAAAGUUCUACUACUCUGACAAGAGCCAGCUUUAUGUAGGCUAUUGGGUGGAUGGAGCAGCAAAAUAUGGGACUCUUGGAGAAUUUGGGACGGACAAAUCACCGCCUAAGUACCAAUUUCCGAAGCUUAACCUGUUGGACAUGGAGUUGGUUUUACGGGAAGCUAAAUCAGCAUACCAAGUGGAAGAACACCAAGAGGAAAAAAAAUAACGAGUUUCCAC
Cyprinodon tularosa is the source of this 861-nucleotide messenger RNA. It is a transcript of the gene morn3, whose product is annotated as MORN repeat containing 3. The transcript is spliced from 6 exons. NCBI's taxonomy places the organism in Eukaryota, Metazoa, Chordata, Actinopteri, Cyprinodontiformes, Cyprinodontidae. The coding region runs from base 125 to 850 and encodes 241 amino acids. The record is from RefSeq and is a predicted model, not a curated record.